AUGCGCGCCGCGUUUCGCCCGCAGGCCGCGCGGCGAAGGUUCCUUGUUCCUUCGGCAAGUACCGGGUCUGCUGCUGGCGCGGGUGACACAGACGGGGGCGACUCAAUUGAACGGAAGAAAGAAGCUGGGAAGCCCAAGGCAGUGGAUCCGGAAAUCCUGGAGGCCGGCAAAGUGGGAGAAACGGGCCCUCGCUCCCGAGAUGGUGACGUGGCUAGGAGUGCUGACGUGGCAGGGGAUGCUGACAUGGACCUAGAGGCGCUGGCUCGUGAGCUGAACAUGGAUUUGAAGGAGGUGCAGGAGGCGGAAAGGAUGUUUGAAAGUGCCAUGUCAGCAGUUGCCUCGCUGGAAUCGCUAUCCGCCAAGUUCGAUCAGAUGAUUCUGGAAACUGCCGCUGCUGAAUCAGCUGGAUCAGAGGAUUCAAACAAGGGUUUAAGAGGGUUUUUGGGUGAAGGGGGUUUAGCGAAUGCGGGUUUGGAGGAUUUAGAAAGAGGCAUGGAAGAGUUGGUUAAGGAAUUUGAAGCUGCGUCAUCGAAGGGCGAGAGAAAAGGCAUCAGCCAAUCAGGGGAGGGGAGUGCAGAGGAGGCGGAUGAUGAUGGUGCUGACGUGGACUUGGCAGAGGAGGCCAUUGCUGACAUGGAGAAUGACCUGGCGGAGCUGCAGCGGUCGGUGGCGGCCACGCUUGCUGAGCUGGACCGCACUGCCACGUCACUCACUCCGGAGCUGGGGCUACAGGAAGUGCUUAAGCUCAAGAGCUCCAUCUCUGCUGACGUGGCGCAGAUAGAGCAGCAGACGGGCGCCAUUCUCGGGUUGCUGAGAGAGGCCCGAGAGCUGCAGGAAGCUUCCCAGCAACCGGGGGCACCAAUGGGAGCGCGCCAGCUGGCGGCGCAGCGGGCCGUGGAGGCUCGGAACGCCAUGGCUGCGAUGGCAGGCUCGGCCGAAGCUGCGGCAGAGGCUUUGAAGGCCCUGGAGGAGGAAGGGGCGGCGGACUGGGAUGGUGUGGGGGGGCCGGCCUACCUAUCCCAAUGGCACGAGGUGGCAGCAAAGCGGGCGGAGAUAAAGAGGGAGCUUGCGGAGAUGUUCAGCAACGCGCUUGUUCCCCCUUUUCCCGUUCCACCCCUCUCCAGCCAGCCGGCCUACCUGCCCCAGUGGCACGAGGUGGCAGCAGAGCGGGCCGAGUUGAAGAGAGAGCUUGCAGAGAUGUUCAGCAACGCCGUGCAGCUGUUUCAGGAGGGGGAUGCGGAAGGGGCGAUGGCAUUGGUGGCGGCUAAUGAGGCGGAGGUCAUGGGGCAGGAGGGGGAUGAGGAGGGGGCGAUGGCGCUGGUGGCAGCAAACGAGGCAGAGGUCAUGGGGCAGGUGAGAGAUGGGCUGGGUGCUGAUGUGGCUGUUGUUGUGAGGCGUCUCUACUUUUCAUUAAACUCGAUUACUUCCAUCCUCCCCUCCUGCCCCCUUCUCGUCUUAUCAGCGGUGCCGCUGUCUCUACUUUUCAUUAAACUCGAUUACUUCCAUCCUCCCCUCCUGCCCCCUUCUCGUCUUAUCAGCGGUGCCGCUGGCGCUGUUGUGGCAGCAGGGGAGGCGGGCGUAGAGCAAUCAGCAGUGCUGCUGGCGCUGUCACAGCUGCUGCUGGGGAUGGGAGAGGAGGGGAAGGGGAGACAGCUGAUGGAUCAGGUCGCAGCUGCUGCUGGGGAUGGGGCAGGAGGGCAAGGGGGGACAGUUGAUGGAUCAGGGGAAGAGCACUACCUGCAAGCGUCCACUCUCUGCAGUCUCGCCAAUGCGUUAAUGGAAGCUCAGAGGCACGAGGAGGCGGAGGAGGUGCAGAGGAAAGCGGCAGAGCUGUAUGAAGCGGCCAGGGGGGAGAGGUCCCGCGGGGUGGCGACGAUGCUGGUGCGGCUGACACAGAUUCAGAUGGAAGGGGGGCGCGUCGAAGAGGCUGAAGGCAGCAUUCUGCGCGCCAAGGACAUUCUGAUAGAGAAGGAAGGACUCACGUCGAUGGAGGCAGCAAUUGUGGAGUUCACUCUGGCACAAGUCAGGCAGGCGCAAGGUCGUCCUGAUCUAGCAGUGGGGGUGUUGGAGAGCGGCCUUCGGAUAUUCGAACAGGCAGUGGAGCAGCAGAGGAGGAAGGGCGCGGCGGGAGACGAUGCUGAGCUGGCAGGAGCCGGCGCUGAGCUGGCAUGGGGCGACGAUGAGCUGGCGGGGACCCCGCGUGCGCUGGUGAAUGCGCUUGGAGCGUCAGCGUUCCCGGCCUUUGAGCAGGCGCAGAUCGAACUGAGCAUGCUAUACGACAUACUGGAUAGGGACGAAGACGCGUGUGCCAUAAGGGAGAAGCUUCUUUCAGCAAAGGAGCUAGCCAUCGGCCCUCUCUCCCCAGCCCUCGUCCCCCCUCUCAUCCAACUCGCCCAGUCCCGCAUGACCGUCGGCCAAUCAGAGGGCGCGGAGCGGCUCCUGCGCCGCGCGCUGCAGAUCGCCAGGUCAGCGGUGCCAGCUGGCGACGCGCGGUUGGCCGUGCCGAUCGAACGGCUGGCGCUGUGCCUGGCACAGAUGGAGCGGUUUGAGGAGGCUGAGGUGCUGGCAAGGGAGCAUCUGAUGAUCGCUGAGGGGGCUGUUGAGAAGGCGGGACUGAGGGGAGACAGUGUUGAGAUGCUAGCCCAGCGGAACCUAGCACUCGUCCUCAUGGCUACAGACAGGGCAGAGGCAGCGGAGCUGUUACUGAGGAAGGCUCUAGCGAGGAUGGAGGGGGCAGUGGGGCCCAUGGGGGAUGCGGCGUUGGUGAUUGCCGGGUCCCUGGUGGUGAAUCUGCAGCAGCAGGGGAGGGACGAUGAAGCUGAGCCGCUGCUUAAGAGGCUAGCUCUGGCUGAAGCUGCAGCUACGGGGAAUUUAUAUCCGUUCACUUCUCUCCGGAACGCCACGUGGCACGCGGCAGCGUUAGCGAGUUGUUAUAUUCCUCUCCAUCCUUUGCUCGUUGCGCCGAUUUACUCCUUGAACUCGAUUCGCCGAAAGCGUGUGGAGAAUCAGAUGGCUGGCUCGCACAUCGAGGAUCCUUGCAUUAGCCGGACGGUUCCGUUCCUCCCCGUUUCCCCCUCCGCCUCUCCUUCCGCUCCUCCCUCCGCUUCCCCCUCCGCUCCCCCCUCCGCCUUCCCCCUGGAUGACAGCACGCUCUCAGAGACCUGCGCUGGCUUACCUUCAAAAGCUUCCACCUCCUCUGAACACCAUUCCGAGGAGCUUCAACACCAAUCCAUCAACAUCCAUUCACAUUCCUCGUUACAAGAAAACUCGUUUAAACAAGUGCUGAUCGAAGAACACCCACCUGAAGCACAUUCGUUCCGUGCAUUCGCCUAUCGCCGGCUGAGCUGUGGGCCUCCUCGCCCGGCAAUCACCCCCCUCUCCUUCCCCUCCCUCACUUUCUUUCUUGAUAUCUCCCACCACGGCCAUUCGCGGCUGUCCAUGGCGCUCCAGCAGAAAGAUCUGAUCCUGUCAGAGACUGCUGAUCUAGUAGAUUUCGAUUUUGUUGUCAAGAACCUGAACGCUGCUCAUGAAAACAGCCCCUUGUGGAGGCCGCACCCUGAUUCCACCGCUUCCUCCUCUCCCCCCUCUUCCUCCUCUUCCUCCUCUUCCUCCUCUUCCACCUCGUCCGCUCCACUCACCCUUCCAGAUUCAGUUGCCACCCCUUCCGCCUCCUCGUCCCCUUCCUCCAGUCCCUCCGAAACCGCUGCUAACUCAUCCAUUCUCCCUUCAUCCCCCACUUUCUUAUCCGACUACUACAAGGCGUCACACAUGGCAAUGCAAGGGCCGGAUCGGCCAUCUGCUUUUGCGCAGGAGCUCUCUGCUCAGCUGCACGUGCAGAGGCCUUCAGAUGGGCGCAUGGUGCAGCUGGUUAACUGCCAACCUCAGUACCAGGCAGAUGAUUUAGGCCUGCUGGUGUUUUGUUCCAUCUUGCCUGCGCUGGUGUUUGGAACAGGGCUUUUAGCUGAAGUUGACUUGGAAUAUAGGGCGAUUGUUAGAGGAGGGGGGCAGCUUGAAGAUGGGUGGAUUGGAAACCCUAGUGGAUCGAUCAAAGAGGCCGUGGUGGAGACAACGGGUAACAGCGAACAUGUCAGUCAGACAACAGAAUUGCAAAGUGGGGUGGAUAACGUAGUGGUAGAGAGCUGCCUUGUCAGUGCGACUACUGACCCCUCUGGGGAUGAAAAUGAUGCGACGACUGCUUCUGCUAGUAGCUGCUCACAAAGCUCUGCUGGUGCACUACAUGGUGCUGCCAAUGACGUCGCUGCUGGUUGCGACAAAGUCUGCGCAGAGAAGGCUGCUCAGCUCAAGCCAGCCCUCAAGGGAUCAUCGCCGCGUCCCUCCGGGCUUCGCGUCACCUGGGCUGCUGACGUGUACGACCCGAUUCCGAGCCUCAUCUCCCACACUGUUGGGAGGCGCAACCAACGGAAGAUCUAUUCCAGGAGGCAGCGGAAUGAGCACGCGGGGAAGGGGAAGCAUGGAAAGGGUUCCAAGAGCAGCAAGUCCUCCAAGAAAGCUUCCAAGGAGAACGUUUCGGAGAAGGUGCCGGCACGGGAGGCGGGAAAACCACCUGCUAGCUGUCCCGCAGCAAGCAGCCAGGAUAAGCUUUGUGAAUCGACAGGGGAACGCGCAAAUGUUCAGGAAGUCGUCAAGGAGGAUACCGAGACCGCAGUAGUUGAAAGGAAAGACGAUUCUUUAGACGACGACGGGUGGUCUAUUGUUGUUCCCAAGUCUCAUGCUCGCCGAUCAGGUCACGGAGCUCACUCGCCGUCUUCCAGCCCUCCCCUGACCAGCUGCAGUCCGCCAAAGAAAGGCUUCGCGCUUGCUUCGCUAGAAAGCCUCGAGACAACAAGCAUCACUGUCUUGGAUGCUGAGGGGUGCCUGCCUUCAUCCAGUAAACUUGACGGUGUUUCGCUGUUCGUUAAGGUUGGCAGUUCAGGUUCGGAGGACAACCAGCUGUUUUCUCCUGAGAGCACUUUGGAAAACCCGGUCUUCACGUCCAGAGAGGGUUCCCCUGAGCUUUCUUCCAGUCCACCUGCUUCAAUAAAUCUUCUGGAUCGGAUUGGAACUUCAGUCUUCAUUCAAGAGCAUCAGUCUGAUGUCAAGCAAAGGUCAAGCUCGCACAAGUCAAGCUCUCUCUUUGCCAAGGUCUCCAUGGAGCGGCUGGCUGGUGCCACAGCUCUAGCACAUGGGAAGGUGCAGGAGGGGAGGCGGCUGGUUUUCAGUGCAUACAUGUCUGCGCGGAAGCAUGGAAUGAAGGGUGAAGUGGCUCGCUGCCUCAGGUUGAUCGCUGACACUCAAACGGGCCAAGAUCGGCUCAGUAGUUUGAAUGCUGCGGUUGAAGGGCUUGCCCUGGCUGGUGUGCCGUUUGAGCAUGCUGAAGCUCUACUGUGUCUUGCACAAGCUGAGGUCCAAGAAUCAAUCAGUCUCUCAGGGUUUGCUUACACAAGCAUCGACCUAGUGUCCUCGCUUGAGAAGCUGAGCUAUAGCCUCGAAGCUCCACAGCAUAAUGCACGCUUGAUGAAGGCCAAGUCUCACCUCAGGACUGCUGCUGGCCUGCUAAUGACUGAGCUUUCAUCUUCCAAGUAUCGCUUCUGCUCCAAGAGCGCCAUGAGCCAGUACAACUCCCCUACUGGGAGAAGGAAGAGCAGCAGCAGUGGUUCCAAGAAAUCUAAGAAGCCUGAUUUGUUGGAAGAGGAGAGGUCGACAUUGUCUGGCCUUCUGGGAAGUGUGCAUGAGCUGACAGGGAAGGUGGGAAUUCUGAUGCAGCAGUUGGACGAUGCAAAUGUUGCUCUGCAUGCUGCUGCCUCCAAUGAGGACUGGCGCAAGGGCAGUCGCGAAGAGGCGGCUCAGGUUGAUGGACUGUUGAAGCACCUUGCUGCUGGAAAGUUCCUAAGUAGGACCGUUGCUGCUUGA
This is a messenger RNA of Closterium sp. Yama58-4, 5910 nucleotides long. The record is from the annotation of a GenBank genome assembly. Lineage: Eukaryota; Viridiplantae; Streptophyta; Zygnematophyceae; Desmidiales; Closteriaceae.